Molecule: messenger RNA, 1215 nt
Organism: Fulvia fulva
Lineage: Eukaryota; Fungi; Ascomycota; Dothideomycetes; Mycosphaerellales; Mycosphaerellaceae
Product: Metallothionein expression activator
Exons: 3
Coding region: 1-1215 (404 amino acids)
Biological process (GO): regulation of transcription by RNA polymerase II
Cellular component (GO): nucleus
Molecular function (GO): DNA-binding transcription factor activity, RNA polymerase II-specific; RNA polymerase II transcription regulatory region sequence-specific DNA binding
Source: RefSeq, a predicted model, not a curated record
AUGGGACCUGGCUCUAACCCCAUGGGUGGCGCGACCGUCUUCGACCGCCGACCAAAUGCUCCCGAUCUGCCGGCAGUCCAACUACCCCCACCGCAGUUCCAUUCCAUGAAUCCUUUCCACAAGCCUGCCUACCAACCAUCAACCACUCUGACCAGCGUUGGAAACCUGUUGACACCUCCAAGCAACAGCUCGGCCGACGGUAUCAGUCCAAGCUCGGGCAUCUCAAGCAGCGCACCCCUCUCGAGCCACGGCGCAGUACAAGCAUAUACACCAAACGGUACUGGUGGCAUGUGGCCUCCUCCGUCCACCACUGGCUCUACACCCUACGGCUAUCAGUCCUCCGGUACACCAGUGUCAUUCCCUUCAGGGCGUGCGUUGUUCUCUCCAUCACUGAAUUCCAUUGUCGGCGGGACCAGAUCGCCUGCUGCCAGCGACAGCCUUCCGCCACCACCAUUCGAGAUUCCUCAGUACUCGCAGUCAAUGCCAAUGUCUGCUCCAACAUCUUACAGCCAACACCAGGGCUAUAAUCCUGGGGUCCAUGGACAACACACACCCGUGUCAGCUCCUGUAACUCAGGCCUCUCCGGUCAGCGCCCAAGAUGCAUUCGCCCGGCCUCCACCAACACCGACCUACUACACACAACAACAAUCAUCCACCUCCUCGCAACACGGAUACUCAUACUCUGGACCUUCACCCGUACAGCAAAGUCCAAUGACCAGCAACCCGCUCAAGAUGUCUCCGGUGAAUCAACAUGGGUCCAUCCCACCCCUUCAAUCACACUCGACACAGCAGUACAGCCAACACAGGCCAUACAGCUACCCAAUGAACCAGCCAGUGCUCUCCAAUGUGGCCAACCCAAAUGGACAGCUUACGUUGGUCGGGGGUGGCAUGCCACACGGCAUGAUGCAAGGCUUUAACAGUGGACACGCACAGCCAAAUGCACAGAACGACAGACCUUUCCGAUGCGACCAGUGCCCCCAGAGCUUCAACAGAAAUCACGAUUUGAAACGACACAAGAGAAUUCACCUGGCUGUAAAGCCAUUCCCGUGCGGUCACUGCGACAAGAGCUUCUCGCGUAAGGAUGCUCUCAAGCGACAUGUACUCGUGAAGGGAUGCGGAAACAAGACGGCAUCCACAGCAGAGGUGAAGGAGAUUGAUCCCAGCCAGUCUCCGGAGCCUAAGAGCGAAAGCACAGGUCACAGUCCACAUCAAUGA